Pantherophis guttatus is the source of this 2787-nucleotide messenger RNA. NCBI's taxonomy places the organism in Eukaryota, Metazoa, Chordata, Lepidosauria, Squamata, Colubridae. The record is from RefSeq and is a predicted model, not a curated record.
UCUCUGUCUCUCUUUCUCUCUGUGUGUCUCUGUCUGUCUCUCUGUGUGUGUCUCUCUGACUCUGUGUCUCUCUCUCCCCCUGUCUCUCUCUCUCUCUGUCUCUCUCUCUGUCUCUCUCUCUGUCUCUCUUUCUCUCUGUGUGUCUCUGUCUGUCUCUCUGACUCUGUGUCUCUCUCUCCCCCUGUCUUUCUCUCCCUGUCUCUCCCUGUCUUUCUCUUGCUCUGUGUCUCUGUCUGCCUGUCUCUCUGUCUCUCUCUGUGUCUGUGUCUGUGUCAGUGUCUGUCUCUCUCUCUCUCUCUUUUUAAAGACCCAUGUGCUUCAAAAGAGGAAGCCAGGUUGCAACAACCCAGGGGAUUAGAAACGCUCUGAAAAUCAGGAAGCGGAAAGCAAAGGGACGUUUUUGAUGGCCAAACCUCAUUUUCCAUCCGCCUGACCCAGAUUUUCCACCUUUGAAGCUCAGAUCCAAUCGCUCUAGAUUGGGGGGCUUCGCAAGCAAAGGAGAAGCGCGCCCGGUUGCUCUGCGUUGCUUUAGAAGCCAAGAAGCGCGCAGCUCCGGGGACAGAGGUUUCCAGCUGCGUCUGGAUUCAACCCCGGCUGUUUCACACGUUCCCCCCGGGGGAGGAUGGAGAAUAACCUACCUUGGAAGGGCUUCGCAAGCAAAGGAGAAGCGCGCCCGGUUGCUCUGCGUUGCUUUAGAAGCCAAGAAGCGCGCAGCUCCGGGGACAGAGGUUUCCAGCUGCGUCUGGAUUCAACCCCGGCUGCUUCACACGUUCCCUCCGGGGGAGGAUGGAGAAUAACCUACCUUGGAAGGGCUUCGCAAGCAAAGGAGAAGCGCGCCCGGUUGCUCUGCGUUGCUUUAGAAGCCAAGAAGCGCGCAGCUCCGGGGACAGAGGUUUCCAGCUGCGUCUGGAUUCAACCCCGGCUGCUUCACACGUUCCCUCCGGGGGAGGAUGGAGAAUAACCUACCUUGGAAGGACCCAAAAAAUGUCAGAUAGCAGAGGUGAGAUGUUAACUCAAGAGGAAAAGGAAUGGAUAUUGCCACCUGAGCAGAACAUCUCAACAUCCAACACAGCGGUGCGUGAUGAAAAGACAGUGGAGAUCUCACCGCAAGUUGGUGAAAAGGAAUCUUCUGAAAGCACCAACAAGGACUUUGAAGAGCAACAGGCGUUAAAUUUGGAAGGUCCUUCAAAUGAACAACAGUCCAGUGGAGAAACAGCUAAGAGCGAUGUGACUGACUGCAGUGACUCUAUAAGCCUCGAUCCAGAAGUGGUACAUGAAGGGCUGAACGAAGAAAGGGAUGCGGAUUCGGUAUCCAAAGGAAAAGGAUGGAGCACUUGGGGGUCCUGGAGCAAAUCCCUUCUUUCAACUGCUUCUGCUACAGUUGGUCAAGGAUUAACAGCAGUGAAAGAAAAAGCCGGCAUUCUCCGAACUCGCGCCCCUUCUUCGACGUCUUCAGAUGGCGGACCUCCAGAGACCUCCGAAAACAUCGUCACAGAUGUGGAAGAAGAUCGACAGCAGAGUUUUGAAGAGAACGUGGCCUUGUCCUCAUCUCCUUCAGGAUCGCGGGGAGUGUUGUCCACCAUCACUAGCGCUGUGCAGAAUACCGGUAAAAGUGUCUUAACUGGCGGACUUGACGCUUUGGAAUUUAUCGGCAAGAAAACCAUGAACGUUCUAGCAGAAAGCGAUCCUGGAUUCAAGAAAACCAAAAUCCUGAUGGAACGGACCGUUUCUUUAUCUCAGAUGCUACGGGAAGCCAAAGAGAAAGAAAAGCAAAGACUUGCCCAACAAGCCACGAUGGAGCCGACAGCACAUUACGGGGUGCUCUUCGAUGACUUUCAAGGUUUGUCACAUCUGGAAGCUUUGGAAAUUCUGUCCAACGAAAGUGAAGCCAAGGUACAAUCGUAUUUGACAUCUCUUGAAGGAGAGGAACUAGAAGCCGCCAAAAAUGUGUUGAUUGCUAUUAAGGCAGUCUUCCUUUCGCAAGACUCAGAAAACCAAGACAAAGAAAUAAAAAAAGAUGCAAGAGAUGAGUUCAUUACAACGCUAACAGAAUUGCUAUUUGAACUACACGUCGCAGCUACACCUGAUAAACUUAACAAGGCCAGAAAGAAGGCUUAUGUUGCCUUAGAAGCGGCGAGUCUCCCCACAUCUGGAGACCUGGAAGAGAACCCACCAGACCAAACUAAAGAAGCAGAUGAGGAAAUUGUAGAAAUGCAAGUAACUGAAGAAAAAUCUCAGCUGGGAGAACCUGAAAAGACAGAAACAAAAAGAACCAAAACUGUAGAGGAACUUUACAUGUUGUCCAUUGAAAGCCUGGCUGAAGUAACCGCCCGUUGCAUUGAACAACUCCAUAAAUUAGCAGAAUUAAUUCUGCACGGACAAGAAGUUGAAAAGUCAGCCUUGGAACAAGCUCGAGGUCUAACAAAUUUAACCAACACGAUGUGUAACGAAGUGUCAUCCCUCUCAAAACAAUUCUCCGAUGUUUUGACUUUGGUUGCGAGUGACAAAAAAGCUGAAGUUCUUAAUCCAAUGGUCAAUAGCGUACUAUCCGAGGGCUGUAACAGCACCGCGUAUAUUCAAGACGCUUUCCAGUUGUUGCUUCCGGUUCUUCAGAUCUCACAUAUCCAAAUCCAUGGUUUGAAAACGCAACCGGGAUUUCCUCUAAACUAGCCAUCAAUUUAAUUUCUGAUGGGUACAGUUAAUUAAUAUCCAAAUGCCAUAUAAACCAUUCUGGAGUCUUUAGAAGGACACUAAAAUGCAGGAUUUGCACGGAAAGUAUCAAACAAA